Molecule: messenger RNA, 1698 nt
Organism: Thermothielavioides terrestris NRRL 8126
Lineage: Eukaryota; Fungi; Ascomycota; Sordariomycetes; Sordariales; Chaetomiaceae
Product: Delta(24(24(1)))-sterol reductase like protein
Exons: 3
Coding region: 1-1698 (565 amino acids)
Biological process (GO): ergosterol biosynthetic process
Cellular component (GO): endoplasmic reticulum membrane
Molecular function (GO): Delta24(24-1) sterol reductase activity
Source: RefSeq, a predicted model, not a curated record
AUGUCUGGCAGGUAUUCUUUGCGGCAGACGCCGAGGAAAAAGGAGCUUUUCGAUGGCAUGAUCGAGACGCCCGCCCGUCGCAGCAUCCGUCGCAAGACCCCGUUACCACCCGAGUCCGACGACGCCGAAUCCACCUCCGCCUCAGAAGCCAUGGAGGCCAAAUCGGUGCGCCAGCGCCGCGCGCCCAAGUUCACCGAGCAUGUCGGCGAGCCCACGCCCCCCGAGUCCCCCGUCGAGCGCGAUGUGCAGCCCUCGACCAAGGCCGCGCCCACCCAAGCCAAUGGCGCGGCGUCCGAGGGUGGUGGCAGCGCUGAGGAGAAGAAGAAGAAGAAGGUGGUCGACGGCUGGGCGCCCGGCACGGACCCCAAGGUGGACCUGUCGGGCGAGUACGAGUUCGGCGGGCCGUGGUUCGUCUCGCUCAUGAUGGUCGGCUUCCCCGUCCUGAUGUGGUACAUGUGGAUCGGCGCGACCGCCUACGACGGCCGCUUCCCCACGCCUGCGCCGGGCCAGAGCUGGGCCGACUUCGGCCGCCAUCUCGUGCACCUCGUGUACACGGGCGCCUUCCCGCACGCCAAGGCCUGGCUCAUGUACUGGACCUUCUUCGUCCUCGAGGGCGCCUUCUACUGCCUGAUGCCCGGCGUCUGGGCUUACGGCAAGCCACUGCCGCACGAGGGCGGCCGGCAGCUCAAGUACUACUGCUCCGCCUACACGUCCUUCUACACCACCAUCGCCCUGGUCCUCGGCCUGCACUUCUCGGGCCUCUUCCCGCUCUACACCAUCCUGGACGAGUUCGGCCCGCUGCUCAGCGUGUCCAUCAUCUCGGGCUGGCUGGUGGCCAUCGUGGCCUACGUGUCGGCGCUCGCGCGCGGCGCGCAGCACCGCAUGUCGGGCAACCACGUGUACGACUUCUUCAUGGGCGCCGAGCUGAACCCGCGCAUGUUCGGCAUCCUUGACUUCAAGAUGUUCUUCGAGGUGCGCCUGCCGUGGUACAUCCUGUUCCUCAUCUCGCUGGCGGCGGCGGCGCGCCAGUGGGAGCGCUACGGCUACGUCUCGGGCGAGGUCGGCUUCAUCCUGAUGGCGCACUUUCUGUACGCCAACGCGACCUCCAAGGGCGAGGAGCUGAUCGUCACCACCUGGGACAUGUACUACGAGAAGUGGGGCUUCAUGCUGAUCUUCUGGAACCUCUCGGGCGUGCCGCUGUCCUACUGCCACUGCACCAUCUACCUGGCCAACCACGCGCCCGAGGAGUACCGGUGGAGCCGGCCGGCGCUGGCCGCGCUCUACGUCAGCUACCUGUUCGUCUACUGGGUCUGGGACAGCGCCAACAGCCAGAAGAACCGCUUCCGGGCCAUGUCGCGCGGCAAGCUCAUCAAGCGCAACACGUUCCCGCAGGUGCCCUGGCAGACGCUGCACAACCCCAAGACGAUCGAGACCGGGCUCGGCGACAAGAUCCUCGCCGACGGCUGGUACGGGCUCGCCCGCAAGGUGCACUACACCUGCGACGUCUACUUCGCCGUCACCUGGGGCCUCGUCACCGGCUUCAAGAGCCCCUUCCCCUGGUUCUACCCGGUCUUCUUCACCGUCAUGAUCGCCCACCGCGCCUGGCGCGACAUCACCCGCUGCCGCGAGAAGUAUGGCGACGCCUGGCGCGAGUACGAGAGGCAGGUGCCGUACCUGUUCAUUCCGUAUGUCUUCUAA